CAAACUGGAACCAGAAACCGGACCUCUUCGACGACUAUUUUGUACACAAUCCCCGAAGAGUUUCUUAAAACUCUCGUAUCCCUCUUCCAAGACAUCCACAUCCUCCACCCACACCCACACACAUUCACACAUUAGACCGUCAUGGUCUCAACAUUUCAGAUGCAGGCCUUUUACCGGCCGAAUCACUUAUCUGUCGACACAAAUCAUGCGCAGAAGUACUUUGACGAAGAGGACAGCAAUAUCCUCGACGAAAACAUACUAGACAGCAGCGCAAUCGACUCGGGGUUAGACAUGUCGCCGCCCAUGGCAGGUAGCCGAAGAGAUUCGUUCGCUGUGCCGGGCUCGAUAUUCUCGCCCAAGACCGAAGUUGGAGAUUGGCAAUCAGUCGACAUGCAGUCCGUCCCGUCAAAUAACCCUUUCUUAGAGCCACAAAACAGCAACAACCCGUUUACGAGAGCUGAUCCCUCGCAAACCACAUACGGUACGCAAAAUCAGCAAUGGUCUAUGGGUCAAGGCUCCGGGACAUGCACGCCGUUACAAUAUGACGGCCUCGAAACUGCUUUCGACAACAACCAGUCCAUCUUCCAACAACGACCUCUCCAGAUGCAAACACCCUUCAGCAACCCCACACAUCAAGUACCUCUCUUCGCCUCCGUUGGUCCUAACAACACUUCCAUCCCGACACAAGAUAAGGAUUGGAUGGGUCAGGACUUAAAGAACCCUUCUUUGGUUAAGCGCAUGCGGCCCGACACGCCGACGCUUCGGUCGCACAACGAAUUGCGCCGCGGCGAUGGCAUCCGCAAGAAGAACGCCAGAUUCGACAUCCCGGCGGAGCGCAACCUCGGCAACAUUGAUCAACUCAUCGCCUCUACUACUGACGAGCAGGAGAUCAAGGAGCUGAAGCAACAGAAGAGGUUACUACGUAACAGGCAAGCGGCGCUUGACUCGAGGCAAAGGAAAAAGAUGCACACUGAGAGAUUGGAGGAUGAGAAGAAGCACUACACCAGCAUGAUCAGCCAGAUGGAAGAGGAAAUGAAUGAUCUCUCUCUCAAGCUGGAACGAGAGAGGCAAGAGCGGGAGUUCCUGGUAGCGCACGUUGAGAACUUGUCCUUAGAGAAGGAAGAGUUGAUCCGGAAUCACACCAUCGAGACCGGCGACCUGCGCAAGAAGAUCAGUGUACUCACCGACCACGUCCAAAGACUAGAGCACGCCGCCAUGCCCAGCAACACGGGUUACAACAACGGCUUCAGCGACAUGGACACCUUGACUAUGGACACUUCAUGGGAGAACAUGGGAUUCAUGAACGAGUUCCCGAUGGAGCCCGAGGUCAAACAAGAGCUCCAGAUUGUUCCCCAGAAGAAGCCCGAAGUCUCGCUUCCGUCCGAUGUCGACAAGUCCACCACCCAAGGCGGUCUCCUCUUCAUGCUCUUCCUCGUCGGCGCAUUUGUCCUGUCCAACAGGUCUACUUCUCCGACCAUCCCACGCGUGUCGGAAGAUGUGCGCGAGGCCUCAGCGACGCUUCUCAACAACAUCUUCAAGGAUGCAGGCGUCGCCAACACACCCGAAAGCGCCAUCGUACCGGCUGGCCCCCAACCAUCCGGCAAUGCGGACUGGACUUCGACAGCUUCGGUCCCGAUGGCCGGUGGCAGUAUGGAUGGUGUCGCACCGUCUAUGCUUGGUGAUCUAGCAGACUCACUCACGCAGCCGACGCAGGAGCAGACGAAUGAGCAGAUCUUCUCGCUCACACCGGCGCAAUACAACGGUGUAACGUCGCAAGACUUCCUACGAUCACCGCCACCAUCGCGGACGCAAAGUCAAGGGCGUCGGAACAUCGCCGAGACCCUAAACACUAUGCGCAACCAAGAGAAGCAAUCCGCGGCCGAGGUAUACACGCGAUCGUUACUAUGGGACCAGAUCCCCGGCGACGUAGUGCGAAACUUCGCCAAGAUGGUUGCUGAGUGCAAUAACGCCGGUGGGCCUCAGCACCCGACGGCUUCUACCGCCGCUACAGCAGCUGGAGGAAACGAUAUGAACUCAUGACGAUGAUACGCAUUCAACAUACAUACAUGAUUUCUUUCCUUCUAUCUAUUAAUGACUUAACGAGACCGAGAACGAGAACAAACCAGCCUCACCCAAUAUUAUUUUUGGUUUAACGAAACGAAGAACGAACGAAUUUUUUAUAAACCAGAUCCAGAUCAUUACUACUACUACUACAAUUUCUUCGUCAAAUUUUUGGGAUAUUAUUUCAUCGUGUUGGAAACUUUCUUCGAUUUAUUUAUUGGAAUUCUUUUUUAUUAUUACUACUUGUUCAUACACUUUUGUUCGAAUGCGCUCCCGCGCCAAAAUUUAUCAACAGACCUGACGCUGCUCACGCCGCAAACCGAAACGACUACGACUUUAUCAUGCCUCAUCAUCAAUCAUCGUCAUUAUCAUCAUCAUCAUCAGUAUCUACUAUGUCAUUUAUCUCAUCAUCGAAAUAUUCUUCAAUCAUUUUUUGUGACCAAACUUAGCAAGCGAGCCAGCAUCUUGAUUUAAUUUAACCUUCGUCUGUCCCAUUAUUUGGAACCAAACCAUUACUUGAUUGCUUUUGCUUUAACUACUUUUUUUGCUUGAUGUUUAUUGUCCUGGAAUUUUAUUAUUUCAAUGCUUUUUCAUCUUGCUUUUUUUCCGUCGAGGAACUUCUACCUCCAGUGAAGUUUUUAUCCUCUUUCCGUUGUCCGAUAUAAUCAGUUAUCGGCAACGAAACCAACACACAACGUUUAUUGCAUGGCGAAAAUGGUC
Molecule: messenger RNA, 2781 nt
Organism: Hypoxylon trugodes
Lineage: Eukaryota; Fungi; Ascomycota; Sordariomycetes; Xylariales; Hypoxylaceae
Product: bZIP transcription factor
Exons: 2
Coding region: 142-2040 (632 amino acids)
Biological process (GO): regulation of DNA-templated transcription
Molecular function (GO): DNA-binding transcription factor activity
Source: RefSeq, a predicted model, not a curated record